AUGAAUGAUCGUCGUGAAGCAAGGCAUAUCCUAAAGGCCACUCUUGACCCAAGCUCGGCGGAGUUAGUAGGAGCCUUUCCCCAGGCUGGGGCCCAGCAAGCCGAAGUUGAGGCGAUUCAACAAGCCACUCCCGCUGAACCCAGCGAGAACGACAGAACUCAGACAAAUGAAUGGUGGAAAAAUGUGCCGAUGCUGCGAGGAAUGGAACGGCAGGACAUCUUAUGUGGUUCUUUGAUACUUUGUCUUGUCUGUGUGUUUACUGUUGUUCUGGCGGUGGCCUUAUCUGUCAACAGCAACAAUGAAGACGUUCCCACGCCUAACCCAACACCCCCAAAUCCGCCUACAACAGCGCCAUCCGAGUCUCCCACCAGCGCACCAUCAUUUGCUCCAUCCCUGCAGCCCACAACUAUCUCGGCGGGAUUUGUCGCAUCCGUCCUUCCGGAGUACAUGCUUAGUACCAUUCGAAAGUACCCCAAUUCAGCCCAAUCCAAGGCGUUUAGUUUUGUGGUGGAAGAUCCUUCCCUGCUGAACUACCCAGUUUGGCGUGUCUUGCAAAGAUUUGGCUUGGCUGCUUUCUAUCAUGCCACAGGUGGAGACAACUGGAACAAUAAUAGUGGGUGGCUGCAAUAUGAGAUUCAUGAGUGCCAGUGGUAUCUCCAGGCCCAUCCAGGUACAAACCUCAGCAGCCCGUGCGAGAAUUUCAAUCAACACAACCAAUCCGAGGACGGGGAAUACGAAUAUAGACACUUGUGGCUUCGAGACAAUGGACUACAUGGCAGUCUACCUCCAGAGCUGUUUUUGGCGUCAUCUCUUACCUCAAUGGAUCUGGACAUGAAUUCCACUACGGGAGAAAGAAAGAUGCCCAGUGAAAUUGGUUUGUGCACCAAUUUGCAAUCUGUUUACCUGGGAAAUCUCAAUCUUCAGAGCAUACCCACUGAAGUUUUGCGAUUGAGCUCGCUCAGUUUUCUGAGUCUCAGGAACAACAGAUAUCACUCACCCUUUCCCUUUAAUCAUUUCAGCAGUGGGAGUCUGACACAUUUGGAUUUGUCAGGAAACCGGCUUGAAAUAAUUCCAUCAACAAUUGGACAGAUGAGGAACUUAGAGAGUCUGGAUCUUAGUGUCAAUCGGCUAAAAGAGGCGAUUCCUUCUGCUGUUGGACAGUUGACUGCUUUGAAAGAGCUUUCACUUCAGUCCAACUUACUGACUGCUCCACUUCCAUCAGAGACUGGGCUUUUCACUAACCUGGAACGGCUGCUUUUAAAGGACAACCAGCUUUCUGGGACAAUACCGAUUGAAUUGGAAACAUUGGCAACUGCAGGGAAUCUGACAUCCUUGGAGCUGGAGAAUAAUCUUUUCCACGGAACAAUCCCGGAGGGACUCUGUCCCAGUCUGUCUCAAGCCUUUCAAUCUGAUUGCGAUCUCCUACUUUGCGGCUGUGGCUGCAAUUGCAGUGGGAUUGAGGCCAUUUCCAUCAUGCUGCCCAGUCAAACAAUUUCACAGAUUAAAUAUUUCCCAGAUUCACCUCAAGCCAAAGCAUUUCAAUACGUGAAUGGAGACCCAUCUGCUUCUACUUAUCCAACCUGGCGCAUUCUCCAGAGGUUUGCAUUGGUCACCUUCUAUCAUGCAACAGGGGGAGAUUCAUGGAUUGAGAAAACAGGCUGGCUUCAGUAUGAAAUCGAUGAGUGCCAAUGGUAUCAAGAGCAUACAACUCCAUGUGAUCAAAACAGUGGAACAUUCAAGCACUUUUUGAUCCAGAGCAAUAACCUUCAGGGUUCUAUACCACCAGAGUUGUUCUUGCUGUCAUCGCUGAAGACGAUCAGCUUGGGCUUCAGCAGUGACCUUCUAUCAGUGCCAGUGCCAGGUGAAAUUGAAAGAUGCACAGAACUAGAGUCAGUGUCUCUUUCUGGCAUGAGGUUGUCGAACCUACCUGACCCAAUUACUAGACUGCCAUCUCUCGCUGAUUUGGGUCUCAAGGACAAUAAUCUAGAGGUCAUACCAGAGAAUCUGCUAUUUCUGGCUGGGCAUCUGAAAUCUCUUGACUUGUCCCACAACUCCAUUGCUGCUUCGUCAUCAAUACUUGGACAACUGACCAGUUUGGAGAGUCUUGACCUUUCCUCAAAUGCUUUGGUUGGGGCAGUCCCAGUUGAAUUGUUGGCAUUGGCGACCAGUGAGACCCUGACAAGCUUGUGGCUGGAUAAUAAUGAUCUGAGUGGUAGUGUUCCAGAGGAACUCUGCCCUGCACUCUCCCUUGACUGCAUUGGUAGUGGCAAUGAAUUCCUUUGUGGUUGCAACUGUGUAUGUACCGGUAUCAAUGCUUCAGCCCUCCCCAGAGAAACUGUUCGUGAUAUCAAGAAUCCAGCAUCACCACAAGGAAUGGCGUUUCGUUGGGUGAAAGAGGACCCCCUUCUUUCUGCCUAUUCAGCUUGGCACAUUUUUCAGAGGUUUGUUUUGGCUUCAGUUUAUUAUGGUGCAGAUGGUGGAAGUUGGAAAAACAACAGUGGGUGGUUGCAGUAUGACAUUGAUGAUUGUCAAUGGCAUCAGGACCAUGCAGCUCCGUGUGACGGCAAUGGAAGGUAUCAACAUUUGUGGCUCCAGGACAACAAUCUCCGAGCACUGGCCCCUGAAGUAUUCUUGCUGACGACCUUGAGGAGUAUACACCUAGACUUUGUUGAGCCUGCUUAUCUUGACAGGAUACCUCGGGAAAACAUUGCGCUCCUCACGAAUCUUGAGUUGCUGUCUUUGACUGGGAUCGACAUAAUUGGAGACAUUCCCGAUGAAAUUGGCUUGGUGACGUCUCUAAGGCACUUGAGCUUGCAAAACUGCCGAUUGGAGGGUCUUCCUCUCAUUUUGAGAAUUUUGAAGCCUAUAGCAGGAAACUUGAAAUCCCUGGACUUGUCCCGCAACUGGAUGAACGUUCUUGAUUCGAGCGGAAUACAACGAUUUACCAAGGUGGAGAGCCUGGACCUAUCACACAAUUCAUUGUUUGGGACAAUUCCAGAUGGAAUCAUAUCAUUGGUCACUGCAGGGUCUCUAAAAACCCUGCAUCUGGACAACAAUCGAUUGGAAGGUACCGUUCCAGAGCUGUUGUGUAGCCUUGGGCCCACAAACUUUACUUUUGAUUGCGAUGUUUUUCUCUGUGGUUGUGACUGCAGCUGCAAUUAA
Molecule: messenger RNA, 3162 nt
Organism: Seminavis robusta
Lineage: Eukaryota; Bacillariophyta; Bacillariophyceae; Naviculales; Naviculaceae
Source: the annotation of a GenBank genome assembly